This is a messenger RNA of Phlebotomus papatasi, 1527 nucleotides long. RefSeq lists its product as uncharacterized. The transcript has 7 exons. Bases 86 to 1522 code for a protein of 478 amino acids. The record is from RefSeq and is a predicted model, not a curated record. NCBI's taxonomy places the organism in Eukaryota, Metazoa, Arthropoda, Insecta, Diptera, Psychodidae.
GUCAAAUGAAUUGCGCACGCGCUCGCAGUGUCAGCGUCAUUUGUGUCAAAAGUGAUUGUGAAAUUGUAUCCAGUGAAAAGUUUUCAUGGAAAAUUUUCAGUUUGUUGAAGAAGAGGAUUUCUUGGUCCAUUUGUUAGAUGUAUGGGAUGUGCCUUUCGAUUUUCAACAAAUAUUUAAGGACCUCGGUAUCACAACAAAAGACUUGGAAGAGCAUCUCGGAAGGGACGACCUUGCGUACAUUUUUAAGGAUGACUGGCGCGAGAAAAUAAAGUUCCAAAGGAACCUAGAUGACUUUAGAAAGGAAGGACAGAAGCUGCAGAAUAGUACAGAUUGCACUUGUUGCAAAAAACAAAACUUUCUGAAAACAACAGGCAAUAUCGAUGAGACUGUCCUCGGUAUUUUGUUGACAACAGUGCAGGGUAAAGGACUCUUAAAAAAGUAUCAAGAUCUCAAAACCUUGAGCUCAGAAGACCAGACCACUCUAGUGGAAUGUAUUUGCCACUUCUAUCUGGAUAGAGAAAUUAAUCUCGGAGUUAAACAAUUUCAGUUCUUAGCUGAAGACAUCGUGAAGAACUUUCCAACUGAAAUUGAGGGAACUUAUUUCCUAAAAAGGCGCAAGGGGGGCAAUUGCUCAGGCAAGCUCUAUGACAAAUAUCGCAAUUUGCGAUCAAAAUUCCAACGAAGCGGUCUAUUGAAGAAAGCCGAGAGACGUUCACAGGCCACUACUGUUCAACUGGAAAAUCAGAGAGAUUCGCCGGUUGAAGAAGAAGAGAAUUUGGAUAAGGAUAAGGAGUGGUUAUAUCGCAAUAGCGAACCACUUGAAGAAGUCAAGCAGAAAUGGAAUAACACUAUUUCAUUGCGUUGUCCUGGUAAAGAAGUCUACUCUCUAAAUAUUAAUGACUUUGUAGUGGAGUGGCCUGCAUUUGAUACGGAGCUGUGUUGUUCACUUUUGACUUUGGACUUUGAUGCCAAAUUCCCAGACAGAAGCCCUGGCGGAACAUGGGCUGAAGUCUGUAACGCAGUUUUUAAAGAUCAAAACAUCACUGUGAAUGAAUACAACGCCAGGAAUGAAAACUCAAGGGAUAUUGUGGUUCUGAGCACAGUUCAUAAAAUCCUCAAACUUUCGAUGCAAAGAUUUAAAGAGAAAAAGAGUCGCAAAUAUACGAUUGAGGAUUCGCAGGCUGCACAUAUGUUCUUCAUUGCAACUCUAAACGAUUUAGAUAACAGUAUCAAUGAGAGGGCGAAGUUGGGAAAAAUACAACCAAUGGUGAUUGUUAUUGGAAACAAGAUCAACCCAGAGAAAUACCUGGUCUUCAUAGACUAUAAGUAUUUUAAAAUGUCUUCUUUCAUGGAGGCCAUCGACUUUGCUUUCAAGCUAUUUUAUAUGUUUGAUUUGAAGUUCCCAGAAGAGUGUCAGUUUGUUUAUGAAUUUCUGCAGGAAUUCCUUUAUGGGAUUGUCCCUAACAAGCGAACCGCAAAGGUUAUUAACUUUAUAAAUUCUAUUAAACAAAAAACAGCGUAAACAUG